Messenger RNA from Punica granatum (pomegranate), 1827 nucleotides. The record is from RefSeq and is a predicted model, not a curated record. Lineage: Eukaryota; Viridiplantae; Streptophyta; Magnoliopsida; Myrtales; Lythraceae.
CACAUGCGUUUGCCCUCCCAAAUUUUCAUGCACCGGGUGCAGGGACUCAUUUGGGCAAAAUCAGAAGGAGCUAGGGUUGGUUGGUUGACGCCCCCAUAAAGAUGGCGGCUUUUAUGGGCUGAUGAUGAAGAGAGUCCCAACCCAACUUCUCUCCAAGACAACACCCUGACGGACUGGAAAUUUUCUCUCGGAGGAGACAACUACUGCGACGAACAUGUCUCUGCAGAGUCAUCUGACGGCUUCGAUCUCUUCUUCCUCAUCUCAAUUCUUGGCUCCUUCCAACUUCAACUCUUCAAGGUCUGUAAGUGUUUCAGUCCCAACUAAGAGAUUGGGAACGUGUAGAUGUGUUGCGACACCAGCUGAGGAAAAGACCACUUACAAGACAAAGGUCUCCCGCAAUGCAAACAUAGCCAAGCUUCAAGCUGGUUACCUCUUUCCAGAGGUUGCUAGAAGAAGAAAUGCGCAUUUGGCUAAGUACCCCGAUGCAAAAGUGAUAAGCCUUGGAAUUGGUGAUACUACUGAACCAAUUCCUGAAGUGAUAACCUCUGCAAUGUCAAAGAGAUCAUAUGGACUGUCAACUCUUGAGGGCUACAGUGGAUAUGGUGCUGAACAGGGUGAAAGGCCACUAAGAGCUGCAAUUGCCUCAACUUUCUACAAAGACCUUGGCAUUGAAGAAGAUGAUAUAUUUGUAUCCGACGGUGCAAAAUGUGAUAUCUCUCGUCUUCAGAUUGUUUUUGGGUCUGAUGUUACAAUGGCAGUUCAAGACCCAUCAUACCCGGCCUACGUGGACUCAAGCGUCAUCAUGGGGCAGACGGGACAGUACCAGAAGGACGUUCAGAAAUACGCAAAUAUUGAGUACAUGAAGUGCACUCCUGAGAAUGGAUUCUUCCCAGAUUUGUCAACUGUGGCUCGCACUGAUAUCAUAUUCUUCUGCUCGCCGAAUAAUCCCACUGGAGCUGCUGCCACAAGGGAGCAACUGACCCGACUCGUCCGGUUCGCCAAGGACAAUGGUUCCAUCAUUGUCUAUGAUUCUGCAUAUGCUAUGUACAUGUCCAACGACAACCCACGUAGCAUAUUUGAGAUUCCUGGAGCCAAAGAGGUUGCAAUUGAGACGGCAUCAUUUAGCAAGUACGCAGGGUUCACUGGGGUUCGUCUUGGUUGGACUGUGGUCCCAAAACAGCUUCUUUUCUCUGAUGGAUCUCCCAUUGCCAAGGACUUCAAUAGAAUUGUAUGCACCUGCUUUAAUGGCGCGUCUAAUAUCUCUCAGGCUGGUGGUCUUGCCUGCCUUUCUCCUGAAGGCUUCAAGGCAAUGCAAGAAGUGAUCGGCUUCUACAAACAGAACACUGAGAUAAUAAUGGAGACAUUCAAUUCUCUCGGGUUUAAGGUCUACGGAGGGACAAAUGCUCCUUACGUGUGGGUACACUUCCCUGGCCGAAGCUCUUGGGAUGUCUUCGCUGAGAUUCUUGAGAAGACCCACGUCGUGACAACGCCUGGCAGUGGUUUUGGUCCUGGGGGUGAGGGUUUUAUCAGAGUUAGUGCCUUUGGGCACAGAGAGAAUGUAUUGGAAGCAUGCAGGAGAUUCAAGCAGCUGUACAAGUGAAGAAUAAUGAGGUAAUCUUUUUAGGAAGAUGAUUGACUACAGUUUCCGUCGUCAAUUCGUUUUUGUUCAGUGGAUCAUUCCUCUCAAAGAAGUCUUCCUAUUUCAAUCUUAGAAUGGAAAAUUAAGAAUGUUCCAAUGAUUUAGUACAAGAAACUGUGAAUUGAGGCCUAUUGGCGCUGCUGUUAUCUCCCCAUCACAUUGAAUAAAAAUUUCUCAUGUUUCGCUGA